Molecule: messenger RNA, 1266 nt
Organism: Beauveria bassiana ARSEF 2860
Lineage: Eukaryota; Fungi; Ascomycota; Sordariomycetes; Hypocreales; Cordycipitaceae
Product: GPI transamidase subunit PIG-U
Exons: 3
Coding region: 1-1266 (421 amino acids)
Biological process (GO): attachment of GPI anchor to protein; protein localization to cell surface
Cellular component (GO): GPI-anchor transamidase complex; membrane
Source: RefSeq, a predicted model, not a curated record
AUGGCGCUACGGAACAAGGCUGGCGUCUUUGUCGGCGCCGCUUUGUUGCGACUUUUCUUGUUCACCGCGUUCCCCCGCCUGCCGGACCUCUUGACGGGCCGCGUCGAGAUCUCGACCCCCGUCACCAGCUUCAGACGACUACAAGAGGGUCUGUUUCUAUACAACCACAACGUCGAUCCUUACGAUGGUGGCGUCUUUCACCAGCCGCCUCUGCUGCUUCCGCUUUUUUCGCUGCUUCCCGAUGUGAGAGAGUGGCCCAUCUUCACAGCGAUUCUAUAUAUCCUCGUCGAUCUGCUGAGCGCCAGCGCUCUCUCUACCAUUGCAGACUCGGGCGAAGCCGGCCAAACAAAACAUUAUACCUCACCGCGACGGGCCAAGACGACCUCGGGCGUGUUCAUUGCCGCGGCAUUCUUAUUCAACCCCCUCACCAUCGCUACCUGCCUCGGCCGCACGACCAGCGUCUUUACGACAUGCGCCGUCCUCCACGCCAUCGCCAAGGCGCUCUCCGGCUCGGCCUUGAGCGCCAUGGUCGCUCUGGCAUUUGCCUCGUAUCUGUCAAUGUAUCCGAUCCUGCUUCUGCCGCCGCUCAUUAUACUCGCAUACGAUCGUCAAUCCGCGAGGCGUGCCAUUGCCAGCGCGCCGACCUUUACCGCUGCGUGCCUGGGCACUGUAACCACCAUCCUCGCGAUACUGUUCGGCAUGUCCUUUGCGCUGACAGGUAACUCCUGGGCUUUUUUCGCACGCACCUAUGGCAUCCAGCUGACCCUCUCGGACCUGACCCCCAACGUCGGUCUAUGGUGGUACUUUUUCAUCGAAAUCUUUGACCCCUUUCGCGCCUUCUUCCUCGGCGUCUUUUGGCUGCAUCUUGGCGCCUAUGUUGGCGGUCUGUCGAUUAGAUUACGCAAGCAGCCUCUUGCAGCGCUCUCGGUGCUCUUGGGCAUAUUUGCCAUCUUCAAGCCAUAUCCCUCGAUUGCGGACACGACGCUGUUCCUCGGCAUGCUCCCGCUCUAUCGCCAUCUGUUCCCGCUGAUGCGCUACAGCUUUGUCGCUUUGGCGAUUGUGUUGUACUCGUCGUUUUUGGGCCCUGCUUUUUACCAUUUGUGGAUAUACGCGGGCAGCGGCAACGCCAAUUUCUUUUACGCCAUCACGCUGGUUUGGAGUUUGGGCCAAAGUCUGCUUGUCAGUGACUUGGCAUUUGCGGUGCUGAGAGACGAGCUCGACAUUGAGAGACCCGAUUUGAUUGGCAAGGAGAUAAAGCAAAUGUAG